AAAGUAUUUUUUAAUAAAAACUUUCGACACUCAAAAACCUUUUGCAACGCCAGAAAUUGAAAUUUGGGAAUAUAUUUUAGCGAGAGCUAAAAAUGGAGCGUAUAAUCAACAGGGGGUUCAAAAAUAUUUAAAUCCAUUAGCUGAUUAUAUUAACUUAAAUCGAAUGGAUGCAGAAGAAAUUAAACAACGUAUUGAACCUUUUAAUAUUUAUUCAGAUAAAAAACUCAAAGAAGUUUAUUUUUCCAUGGCUGUUGAUAAAGGAUUAGGAUUUAUUCGUGGAGUACCUAUUUUUAAGUGGAAAAAUAGCGGCGGAUUUGGUUUAAAAGUUUUUGAUGGUGGAUUUACUGUUGAAGCCCAUGAGUUAAUACAACCUAAAUCAAUAUUAGGAGAUUUAAUCUUUAAAGGUAGAGGAGUUUAUGAAUGGAAUAUUUUAGUUGAAAAGUUGUGUAAUACAAUUUAUAUUGGCAUAUGCAAUAAUAUUAAUGUGAAUUUUAAAAAAAAUGAUCAAGAUUAUCAUGGAUGGGUUCUUGGAUCCGAUGGUUACGUUUAUCAUGAGAAAAAUUAUAAAUGGUAUGAUGCAAAAUUUAAAGAAGGGGACAAGGUUACAGUUCGUCUGGAUAUGAAAAACAGAACUUGCGCAUUUUCUGUAAAUGAUAUUAGGAAACUUAUAGUUUCUGAAUGGAAAAACAUCCCUUCUCAAGUUUGCCCUAUUGCAUCCUUAGGACAUGGUAGUAAAUUGCGUGUGAAACAAGAAUUAAUUAAAUUUUGUUAACCUUAAUGAUAAACGUUCCUUUAAUUUAAUAUAUAUUGUAAUUACUUAUAAUCAUAAUUGAUUAAAUAAAUAUUUAUUAAUUAUUUUAUAUCUGAAAAUCCUUUUCAUAAUAUUAACU
Rhizophagus irregularis DAOM 181602=DAOM 197198 is the source of this 890-nucleotide messenger RNA. RefSeq lists its product as uncharacterized. Gene Ontology annotation, biological process: circadian behavior; modulation of chemical synaptic transmission; adult locomotory behavior. Gene Ontology annotation, cellular component: cytoplasm. Lineage: Eukaryota; Fungi; Glomeromycota; Glomeromycetes; Glomerales; Glomeraceae. Gene Ontology annotation, molecular function: protein binding. The record is from RefSeq and is a predicted model, not a curated record.